UGCCUUACUCACGAAAGCAUGGCGGCGGCGUUCAAGAAGGCGGGCAAGUCCCGCCAGCGGGAGCACCGCGAGCGGAGCCAGCCAGCUUUCCGAAAGAAUCUUGGACUCCUUGAAAAGAAGAAGGACUACAAGCUCCGUGCCAAUGACUACCAUAAGAAGCAGAAGGCACUCCAGGCGCUUCGCAGGAAGGCCGAGGAAAAGAACCCGGAUGAAUUCUAUUACAAAAUGACCCAUGUGCAGCUCCAGGAUGGAGUUCACAUAAUUAAACAGCAGGAAGAAGAAACCACGCUGGAGCAGCAGAAGCUGAUGAAGACACAGGACCUGAAAUACAUUGAGAUGAAGCGGGUAGCUGAAGUCAAGAAAAUCGAAAGGCUGAAGUCGGAGCUCCACCUGCUGGAAGCUGAGGGGAAGCAGCCGAACAAGCACACAUUCUUUUUUGACACAAAGAAGGAAGUGCAAAGAUUUGACAUUGCCACCCAUCUGAACACUGCGCCGGAGCUGGUGGGCAGAGUGUACAACCGGCCGACCCUUGAAACUCUGCGGAAGGAAGCCGUUCGGGGGGCCACCACCCAGGCCCAGUUGAAGAAAUUAGCCCGCCAGAGGAAGAGUCAGUACACCCUCCUGAAGCAGCGCAUUGAGAGGGAGCGGAAGAUGUUUGUCAUCGCUCAGAAGCUCCAGACCCGGAAGGACCUUUUGGACAAAGCCCACAAAGUGAAGCUGAAGAAAGAGACCGUAAACCAGCCAGCUAUUUACAAAUUCCAGUUCAGGCGGAAGCGCUGACCGCCAUGUGCUGUGGUGGGUAUGAUGAAGGACAUCUUAUUCCACGAUAACUUAGAGGAGGUCUCCCCCCCCCCAGUGGCCUUUCUUGGUGGAGCCGUCUCAUUGCACAAAUUCAUUUUAUUAUUUUCAGAAUAAAUGUUGUCUUGUAUACCUUCUUUUCAAACAAA
Messenger RNA from Lacerta agilis (Sand lizard), 947 nucleotides. It is a transcript of the gene UTP11, whose product is annotated as UTP11 small subunit processome component. Gene Ontology annotation, biological process: rRNA processing. NCBI's taxonomy places the organism in Eukaryota, Metazoa, Chordata, Lepidosauria, Squamata, Lacertidae. Gene Ontology annotation, cellular component: small-subunit processome; nucleolus. The record is from RefSeq and is a predicted model, not a curated record. Bases 19 to 780 code for a protein of 253 amino acids. The transcript is spliced from 8 exons.